UGGCUUUUCUCAGGAACACAGAGCUCUCCUGUACGCAUACAGACACAGGGAAAGAGGGGAAAGAACCACGCCAGGAGGGCAACUCAGACAGUUGCUCUGAAUCAGGUCUCUCUACCUACACAUAGAGGGGAAAUGGAACCUUCCAGACCACCCUGAAAUAACUUUUAAAACGGGUUCUAAUGUUUUCCUGAGAAACUAAAAAUGAGUUGCUCCUGGAUUCCCAGGGAGAUUAUUCCAGGACAUGCUUCCUGCCUCUGAACAGUUUGACUUGACCGGGAAAGUCAUUGGAAUUUCACUCGGCUUUACAUCACUGGAAGUGACAUUUAACGUACAGUGGAGUCAAGGCUGUUUGUGAUUGGAGAUAGUGAUCUAUAUGCAACACAGCAGGGUCUUGUUGCCAUACAGGAUUACAGGAGAGCAGGGGUUAUACCUGGAGCCCUCCUGGAGAGGUUAAGAAGAGCUAGGGGAUUUGUCCUCACAAAGGCCUUUUGUUCACUGAAACCAGUAGAAGUGGAACACAAAUUGGCAGGUCGAGGUUCCUCUUGGUGUAGAGAUGAGCCUUUUUUGACACCCUGAAUGGACACAUUGUGCUCGGGUAGCCUCUACCUGCUGGCUAGGAGUUCACUGGUCUAAGUACAUGCUACAUGACAGUUAAGGGGUCUGUGAAAAUGGACAGUGUAAGUAAUAGCUCUAACGGUCAGGGGAAGCAGCAAUCCAGUUCGUUCCGCAGUAAAAUCUCCACUAUGUUUACACGUGGGGACAAGCCUGAGCCUCAGAGGCUGGCGGGAGAGACUGCGGUGCUGACGGCUUUCAGGACCCUGUCUGAUGAAGAUAACUAUCUCACAGGGGUUCAUGAUCAAAGUGCUCUGGAUGUUAUCAGUGACGACAGACUUCAAGUGGGGGGAGAUGUGAGGGGUAGGCGUGAGGUUCUUCAUAAUGGAGAGGCCACCUUCCUUGAUACGGAGGACAGGAUGGAAUCAUGGGAGAAUGAGUCCAGUAAGAAGAGUAGCUCGGUGACCUCUCCUCCUAACCCAGGCCAAGUGUCUGUGUCCAUGGCCGACCCAGAUCUGGUCCAGGUCACUAGGGUGGAGAUCUGCAGCGACACAGUAAUGGAAAUUGAGGAGGGGAUCAGCAGCCUCAGCCAAUCAGACAAGCAUGACACCCCUGGAAUGUCCCUCCCACCUGACGAUGACCAGUGGACAGUGAACGAUAAUAACAUUGGUCAGCUGCCACCCGCUGGCCCAGUGAGAGGUGCCAUUGAUACAGACUUAGAGCUGCCUGUGUUCAAGCCAGAAAGUCUUGUGGAAAGAUCCCUCAAAGACACCUCUGUUCUGUUCUCUGGAAGGAUUAUGGGCAGAUCUGACAGUGGGACAGAUCUUGGUCUCUUCUCCUCUGUCUCCAAACCACAAGUGCCUGGAGACGGCUGCAGCACGUACCUAUCCACUGAUCCCAGGCCUGUGGAGGUGGGUGUGGAUGCAGCAGCCAUGGGUGCAGAGGGGUCCAGCCAUCAUCACCACAAAGUAGCCAAAGGCUUCAGCAUCAGCCAGGAGGUAUUGGGCCUUACUGACGUGUGUGCUGGAAACCCUGCAGUGGCUUCACCUCUUAACCUGUCUUUGACCUCAGAACCCCAGACAUCGGAGGCAGCAGCAGACAACACUGCCUUUCCGUCAGGACAGCCAGCGGACCAAGAUACUGGACAGAGGAAGGAAAUAUUGUCGGAAAACACUGGAACUGAGGAGCAUAGAGAGCAUGCUCCCUGCUUCGACUCCCCUUCCGCCCUCUCUGAUUCCAGGCCACCUGAAGCAGCAGAGCCAUCUUCCCCCUGCCUGGAGGAGCAGCCUGACACGCAUGUCCCUGGAAAGUCCCCAGUUGACAGCCAGCCAAGUGCCAUUCCUGUCUCUGUCUCGCCCAGGGACCAAGGCGACAUGCCUGCCACUAGGAGGCCCGAUACAGACCCGGCCUCCACCACAUUGUCUCCCGCCAGGGGCAUAGCCUCCUGCCAGGCCCCCUCCUUCGGAAUUCCUACCCUGUUCAGCAUGCUGCGGGUUCUGAAGAAGGGGGCUGUGGGGGAGGAGAGGGAGACCGUGUCUGAGAUCAAACAGAGAGACACUGACCUGGCCCUGCUGAGCCUGAAGAAGAGCAUCAACAAAAUCAAGAACCUCCCUGAGCAGAUCACCUCCAGUAGCAGCACCCCCAAGAAACGUCCCGAGCCCAAACCUGUGUCUGAGACCAAGAGUAAUCUCUUAGGGCAGAUCAGCCAGCUACUCAACCUAGACGGGACCAAGGCCGAGGACAAGCCAGACCCAGACAGGGACCCGGAGAGGAGGGAGGAGGGAGUGACAGACAAGGGUCCAGAGCACAUCCCCAUCACCCCACCAGCAGACAGCAGGAAAGCUUCACACACAACACUUGACACCUUCAAGAGGUCCAAACCUGCUAAAAAGGAUACAGAAGAGCCUGUGGAUUUAGAGGCUGUCAAGGAAAAUAACAGAAGUGAAAAGGAGCUGCUGAAAUCCAUCUGUGAGAGAACCUCCAAGUCUCCUAGCAGCAGUGAGCAAAAAGGUCCAGCAGAGUCUAACUCUGAGGUCACCUCCCCUGCAGACAGUGAGGACCGGACCCCCGGGCGGCUCCAAGCCAUCUGGCCCCCGCCCAAGCCCAAGGAUGAGGAGGAGAAGGUGGGGCUCAGGUACACCGAGGCAGAGCACCAGGCUGCCCUCUUGCAGCUGAAGAGAGAAUGCAAAGAGGAGUUGGAGAAAUUACAUACGGACUUUGAACUCCAAAUCUUCCAGGUGCGUGGGGAGCAUGCUGUGUCAGUGUCCCGGCUGGAGGGAGUCAUCAGCAAGAUGCAUACAGACCGUUACCAGGCCUUUAGCCAGGGUCUUGAGAGGGACAAGCUCCGCGAGACCUGUGUGUCCACUGAGGACGACAUGCCCCCCAAAACUUUCCGUAACGUCUGCAUCCAGACAGACAGGGAGACCUUCCUCAGGACCCCCGAGGGUGAGGCCAGCCGGUCUGGUCUCAGCCCCAGCCAGAACGUGCCUAAGAAACUCAACCUGGACUCCAUCAACCUGAGUCUGCAUGGAGGACUGCCUGGCCCACCUCCUCCUCCUCUUCCUCCUCCUCCCCCUCCUCCUCCACUCCCUGGCCAAGUAGGACUGCUUCCACCUCCUCCUCCCCCGUUACCUGGCAACAUGGGGCCACCGCCUCCACCCCCCCUCCCAGGUUUUGGUCCCCCACCUCCCCCUCCCCUUGGGUUACCUGGAGCUGGCCCUCCUCCUCCCCCUCCUCCUGGGUGCGGCCCACCUCCUCCUCCUGGGGGAGGAUUUGGGUUUGGGUUCGGCCAGGCAGCAGAGAAGGCCCCAAGGAAGCCUGCGUUGGAACCGGCCACUCCCAUGAAGCCUCUAUACUGGACCAGGAUACAGAUCCAGGACAAUAAUAAUAAUACACUGUGGGGUUCACUGGAGGAGCCAGAUAUCGUAGACACCAAGGAGUUUGAGGACCUGUUCUCCAAGGCCACUCUGCAGCCGAAGAAGAAGCCCCUUUCAGACAGCUAUGAGAAGAAGGCCAAGACUAAGAAGAUUAUCAAGCUGCUGGAUGGGAAACGUUCCCAAGCAGUGGGCAUCCUCAUCUCAAGUCUGCACCUGGAAAUGAAGGACAUUCAGCAAGCUGUUUUGACUGUGGAUAACUCUGUGGUGGACUUGGAGACCAUCGAGGCUUUAUAUGAAAAUAGGGCCACUAGUGACGAGCUGGAGAAGAUCAAAAAACACUAUGAAACAUCCAAGGAGGAUGAGGUGAAGCUACUGGACAAGCCUGAACAGUUCUUGUAUGAACUCUCCCAGAUUCCAGACUUCUCUGGCCGGUCCCACUGCAUCAUAUUCCAGUCUAUCUUCCUCGACUCCAUGUCCUCCAUCCACCGCAAAGUAGAAAUAGUCUCCACCGUGAGCAAAGAUCUGCUGGACUGUAGCAGUGUGAAGGAUGUGAUAGGGCUGGUCCUAGCCUUUGGGAACUACAUGAACGGAGGCAACAGGACGCGAGGUCAAGCUGAUGGCUUUGGCCUGGAGAUCCUGCCCAAACUGAAGGACGUCAAGAGCAGGGACAAUCGUAUCAGUCUGGUGGAUUAUGUGGUUGCAUACUAUCUGCGCAAUUUCGACGAGCACGCAGGAACAGACAAGAGUGCAUUCCCACUUCCUGAACCACAGGAUUUCUUCCUGGCCGCUCAGGUCAAGUUUGAAGACCUCACAAAGGACAUGAGGAAGCUGAAGAGAGACCUGACUGCGUGUGAAAAGGAUGUGCAGAAGGUGUGUGCUAACUCCUCCGAGGAGAACCUCCAGCCCUUCAAGGAGAAAAUGGAGGCCUUCGUCUCGACCGUUCAAAAGGACCACACUGCUGAGGACGACCAGCUCAAAGCUGCACAGAAAAGCUUCCUGGACAUGGUGAGCUACUUUGGGCUCAAGCCAAAGUCUGGGGAGAAGGAGGUGGCCCCCGGUUACGUCUUCAUGCUCUGGUAUGAGUUCUGCAGCGACUUUAAGAACACUUGGAAGCGGGAGAGUAAGAACAUCUCCAAGGAGAGGCUGAAGGAAGCACAGGAGAACAUCAAAAAGAUCACAGCUAAGAAGAGGGUGGAAACCAAGAAGAUCAAUGCCAACAGUCUGAAAGAAAGACUGCGUCAGAAAGAAGCCAGCGUGUCCUCCAGCUGAAGAGGAUGAUCAAUGAAGAACAGAGUGGAGAGAGAGGAAGUGGAGAGAGGAGAUGAUCACUUCUUCCCUUCACCACCUGCCUCUUACCCAACAUCAUACCUCAUAUAGCCCUCUGUGCCCCCACACUGUGGACCUCUCUACUACGGCCCAUUCUACCGUCCUUACUAACUGGACCAUAUCCACUACUCUCUUCCAAUUCAGCCUCUUCCCCAGAUGAGAGGCACCUUUUGUGGGCUUCUAUCACUGUGUAUCCCUAUGACCACCAUCCAGACCAACAUGUACACCAUGGGAAAGAGGAAACUGAAUGCCACCCUGCAGCAGAUAUGCAGGCUGCUAAGUCUAUACAGAGGGUCCAUAGCUGACUAAACCGCUGACAUGAUGAGACUCACAGGGGAUAAAGGUCAACCUCAUUCAUCCAGACUGGUGUGACCUUUGAAUGGCCAGCCUGUAGAGCCUGCUCUGAGGCGUGCUGGGGUUCAGGACAAUGAGCACUCCAGCUGACAUAUCUACAGUGAUGACCCCUGACCUCUAGGACCUACAUACAUUCCUCAGUCUGGGUUUCAGGACAGCAUCACACAUCGUGAGGACAUAUAGUCCUAUGUAUUGUAGCCAGGUUAUGCAACAACUACAGACGAGGCCUCAUUGUUGCUGAGCUAUGUUAACAAAUAUGGCAAUCUUCACUCAGUGAAAUUAUUACGAUUACGUAAGACAUUCAGGAGUUGUUAUUCUAACAAUGAUUUAGAAUAUGAAAGCAGUAUACAAUACUUUAAUGUAAAGAAUAGCUUUUCAUCUGCUGUGGCCCAUCCAUGUUUGAAGUGUGUCUUGUAAAUGUAUUUCAAUUGGUGUUUGUUUUCAAAUGAGCAGGGACAGAAACGUUUGACCUGAUGUUGUAUUGUGAAGAGAAUCGGCAGUCUUUAUUGGACUGAGAGUCCUGUUGAAUUCAUAGCAAUGUGGGUCCUGGUCAAAGGUAGAAACAGGAUGUCGUACCAGUGUUGACUUUCUCACUGUACCAGACUGACCCCUCCUGGGUGAUAGCCAGAGAAUGCAGCAAUGCCUUGCUCUCAGCCCCUGAGUCAGACGUGACGCUCUGAGAUUAACAAGCAACCUUGCUAUACGCUAUGCUGAGGAAAGCAACAGGUCAUCUGAUUGUGGCUGCCCUGACACAUUUUUUAAGUGUAUAUGAUAGAAUAGUUAGUUGUUCCCAAUGAAUUUUGUUUAUGACAUAUGUAUGUCACAAUCCUAUGCACUUUCCUGCUUGCAUCAGCUGUAUUUAGUAGCUACAUCCUUCUGUUAUUGUCAGAAUGGUACUUAAUCAAAUGUACUGAACUUUCUAGCACCUCAACUUGAACUCCUAUGCAAUUCUAUGGUUUCUGUGCUAUGAUAACAUUUGUGAAUUAACAUGUUGUGAUAAAUUGCAUCAUCCAUGUAUUUUUUGGAGAGAACUAUAGUAUAUUUAUUUAACAACAAAAAAUGUCUUUGACGUCUGGAAGAUUUCAACUUUGUCUUGGAAAACUAUAGACAGGGGUUUAACCAUUAUUUAUAUAUUAAAAUGAAAAUUGUAUGCCAAAACAUCAUUUCUUUUUUUCUUUGAGUUUGUAUUUUUGUAAUUUAUUUUGAUUCCUGCCUUAGCUCGAGGAGGAUGCAUGAAUGGCUCAGUAGUCAGGUGAAAGAAGUGUUUAGUUUCAUAUGGAUGUGACCUACAGUGCCUGCGGAAAGUAUUCAGACCCUUUGACCUUUUCAUUAUUUUUUUUAAGUUACAGCCUUGUUCUAAAAUUGAUUAAAUAGUUUUUCUUCUUCUUCAAUCUACACACAGUACCCCAUAAU
Oncorhynchus mykiss (rainbow trout) is the source of this 6521-nucleotide messenger RNA. Its product is annotated as formin. Gene Ontology annotation, biological process: actin nucleation; cortical actin cytoskeleton organization. The record is from RefSeq and is a predicted model, not a curated record. Gene Ontology annotation, cellular component: actin filament; cytoskeleton; cytoplasm. NCBI's taxonomy places the organism in Eukaryota, Metazoa, Chordata, Actinopteri, Salmoniformes, Salmonidae. Gene Ontology annotation, molecular function: actin filament binding; microtubule binding.